CUUACACAGAGUACACAGUCGAUACGUUGUGGAAAGUUAUGGGGUCUUUCCCCUCAUGAAUUGCAACUUUUCGCACAGAUUUCGCCAUGUCACGUUUCGGCUCUUUCAUAAUUGUUUCACGCUCGCAGCAAACUAUGUUUUCGCGUUUAUUCUUUAUGCCAUGAUUUUUUUAGAUCGAAAAUCAACAUCAUGACGCUUUGUGCAUUUUUUUUGUGAAGUAAGCAUGUACUUUAUUUCCACUUUUAAAUAUAUAAACCUUGAUAUACGAAUGGGAUUUGAAGAGAACGAGGACGUUUCCAUCGCGUUUCACCAAACUCCCUUCAGUGGCCAUGACCUCAUCUGGUUCCUGGUUUGAGUCUGCGGGUAACACAGAGAUGCUCUCCAUCACCUGCGGACACAUUCCUUACGUUCCUGCACCGGCCGGUGAAUGACAUCGAACCCAAAACUGUCUCCUCAAAGAAGGAACGUCCUCCCAAAGCCCCAACACCUCCCUUUUCUCAUCCCUUUGUGAUCUUUAUUUAAACCAUCGUGGCCCUAACACAGCACAUGCUUUAUGGACUGCUCUGUGUUGUGGUGUAACAAACCUUAUUUUUUACCUUUUUAUAUUUUUAACCCAUUAGUGGCGCCCUUUAGCACUCUCUUGUCCAAAAAGAGAGUGGGGCCCUCAGUAUGCACAAGUUGAAAGGAGGGCCCGGUCCUCCCGUCCAGGAUAUAUAUGAGUUCUCCUUGGAUGAGGAGGACCCCAAAGUUUUUCUUGGGGCCAGAAGCGCAAGGGUGGUGUCUCCUGCGGCCGCCUACAUCAGGUCUGAGCAUGAGCAAGCGGGUCUCUUCUCCCUGCCGCAAAUGGAGGGUGAGGAACUCAUGGAACCUGUUGUACCACAGAAGAAGAAGAGGAAGAGAUGUGGUGUGUGUGGACCUUGCACGAGAAAGGAGAACUGUGGUACCUGCGCCAACUGCCUGAAUAGAAAGAUAGGGCACCAGAUCUGCAAAUUGCGAAAGUGUGAUGAGCUGAAGAGGAGGAAAAACCCUUGGGAGGUGGAAUAUUUUGAAGACGUAAAAGCUCGGUCCGUCACCCCAAACCUGGCAAAAGAGACUGUUUCUGCGGUGGGUUCAGUGGAUGGCCCCAAAGGAAGAGGCCAGAUGGAAGUCGGGUCCCAUGACCGCCUGGAAGAAGGCGUGUUAAACCAGGAACUGUCUAAUGGGAUAAGCAAACUUGCAGCAAAUGAAGAAAAUUCUUGUGAUGAAGAAGCAGGUUGUGUGGCCAGGGAGCACCACCAGAACAGCUACCACAAGGGAGCUGGAUGUAUUUCCCAGACAGCAGGUUGGGGACCUGAGCACACUGGGAAGUCCAAUUCUGAAUCUCAUCAGGCUACUUGGAGCGGCCCAAACCCUAGCACACCAGUAAAUGAUGUGGAUAUGGAGGAUGCAAGAACCCUGGUUGCCUUUUCUGCUACUGUGGGCUCACUACCCCCCUUCAGCAACCAUGAACCUUCUCAAACUCCACCAACUCAGCUAUAUGAGCGGUUUAACCAGGAGAUGUCUAAUGGAAGUGAGGAGGCCAGGCAAAAAAGUGUGGAUGCUGAGGUUUGUCCCCCUGAAGAUCUUAACACACUUCAGGCUGCACUGAGCAAAGCACGUCAUGGUCACAAGCCCCCUAACUGUGACUGUGAUGGCCCAGACUGCCCUGACUACCUGGAGUGGCUAGAGAAGCAGAUCAAAAUGGUGGCUAACUGUCAAGACAAAGGGUACUAUAAGGUUUCUGGUGGUCCUCCACAGCCACAUCUACAGCAUCGUCAUGGUCUGUCCCAACCUCAGCAAUGUAGUAGUAACCCUCUGUGUGUGCAAGACAUAAAUCCACUACCCCCUGUUAACCAGCACUCGGCUCCUAGACCCUUUGGCCCACCAGCACCUAUUCCCUGCUCCCCUAGUGUUUUGUCUAUAGCCAAGGAGAGAAAUGUUAGCUUGCAAACAGCCAUUGCAAUUGAGGCCCUGACCCAGUUGUCUGCCACUAUCCCACAAACUGUUGUUCCCCCAGCUGAGUCUUCACCUGCAAAUCACCAUCAGCCAACCUCCUACAACCAGAGUAUACCCCAAUUGGUCUCUUCAUCCGCUGGCUCUCUUUUAUCUUCCUCUGCAAUGCCAAAGUCUAACUCUCCUGGAAAUUACUCUCACCAUAAGCCAUCAUCAUGGGAGCAGCAGCGGCCUCAAUCUCAGGGUGAGGCCCCUGCAUCUAGCCCAUCUCACUAUGCUUCCCAAUACCCAACCUCCAAGUCACCCUUUACAAGCAUCCACCCCUCAAACCCUAACUCCCGACCCCAGCAGUGGCAUCCGGGCACGGUCGGAAGCUGUGAGAAAAACUCCCCUCGUAACCCAUGGAUGAUGGUGAACUCAGAGUCCCAGCCCCGUUUUGUAAACCCAUCCCACAGCAGCAGUGACCCAGUAUCCGAGCUAAAGCAGCUUCUUGGUGACACUGGCGGAAAGUACACCAACACAGCCUUUCGGUUCCCAUUUCCCCACCUAAGCUUACAGGAUGGUCGCAAAGGCAGCCUAACAGGGGUGCCUCACAUCAAGCAGGAAGUGAACACAAAUGAGUACCCUGGUUCAGGGUGUGCAGCCAUAAGGCAAGAAGGCAUGAUGAAUGGACAACAGCAGUUCCAGGUUCAACAGGUUUCUCCCACCAUUAGGCACUCAACUCAGGCAGCACUACAGCAGCACCUUCAUCAUAAACGCAACCUUUUCUCUAACUCUCCAGGCUUCAGUCCAUUAGGCCCCAUGGCUUGUCAGAACCUCCGUAAAUGGUGGCCACAGCCUCUUCCAGAGAGUGCUGUAACCAUCAAACAGGAGCACAAGGAACCUAAAAAGAGAAAGUCCGCUCAAAGUUCUCCUCUUCUCAAGCAGACAGUAGGUGGGCUUUUUAAUCCGCUUGGUCCACCUCUCCCAAAACCUAAGCAGAUUGUAAUCAAGAAACAAAAACAGAAAGCCUCCCAACCAACCUUCCUCCCACAUAGCCAGAUUACAGUUUCUAAACAGCCCGUCAUCACCCCAGGAUAUGUACCUUCCCUGUCCCAGGUUGUUCCAUCUCUACCAGGCAAGGAAGCUGGGCUUCCCCCCUCUCAGGUGGUUGAGAGCCACCCAGCUCCAGCCCAAUCUCAGGAAUCCAUUUUGAAUAGCAGUAGUGCAUCCAUCUCUGAAAACAUACAAUCUUCUACUCCUGCGUCUGCCCUAGUAACAUCGACCCAAAAGAUGAUAGCUUGUUCAGGCCCAGAGGGGUCAAAUAAAAAUGUCCCAGCAACUAGUCUCACACCUCAUACCUCUACAAUGCAGUCAACUCCCUCUCUGACUGGACUUGGUAAUUUAGAUCCAAAAUUUGAAGAGCUGAUUCGCCAGUUUGAGGAGGAGUUUGGGGAUAGCAUUUCCUCAGCUCCUUCCAUAGACAGUGCAGGCUCUACUCAGUCAGUGGUGACCGAGUCACAAGCAAACUCGCUCUCAGGACAAGCCAGACCCCAGUCACCUGCCUCAAAGCAGCCAAAUAACUGCCCCCCUGUUCAUACAUCUGAAUCUGUGCCCAUGGAUGAAGGUCAAAAAGAUUUGGCUGAGAGAGUUGAUAAAGAAAACCCGGUACCAUUUGAGAAGCUCUGUACUGUUAAACAAGAAAGUGAGGAAUGUGAGGUGAAUGUAAAACCUACGGGCCAGCUCCUGUCUAUGGCCCAGGAGGCAAUUUCGGAACAACAGCAUCCCUUCAUCCCACCUUUCACCCCAAAUAAACGCAUAAAGAUUGAGUCAUCUGGUGGUGUGACGGUGCUCUCCACAACGGCAUCUUUUUCUGCAGAUGGUGAGGGAGAGGAAUUAAAUACUCCCUCAAAGGAUACAUUUCCUUCUUCCCCUUCACUUAAGGGUUUUCUUGAGUCACCCUUGCGCUACCUGGACACUCCCACCAAGAACCUGCUGGAUACACCUGGGAAAGAUGCCCAGUCUGAGUUUCCCACAUGUGACUGUGUGGGUCAAAUCACAGAGAAGGAUGACGGUCCAUAUUACAAUCAUUUGGGAUCUGGACCAACUCUGGCUUCUGUCAGAGAACUGAUGGAAAAUAGGUAUGGAGAGAAGGGCGAGGCUAUUCGUAUUGAGAAGGUGGUUUACACUGGACGAGAGGGAAAGAGCUCUCAGGGAUGUCCUAUUGCUAAGUGGGUGAUUCGUCGGAGCAGUGAAGCAGAGAAAUUGUUAUGUGUGGUAAAGCAGAGAGCUGGGCACCACUGUGACAAUACAGUCAUCAUUGUCGUCAUCCUGGCCUGGGAAGGUGUGCCGCGUGCUCUGGGAGAUAAACUCUACCAAGAACUCACAGAAACAAUCAUCAAAUAUGGCAACCCCACCAGCCGCCGUUGUGGACUCAAUGACGAUCGAACCUGUGCAUGCCAAGGGAAGGACAAUGACAAAUGUGGAGCUUCAUUCUCGUUUGGCUGCUCCUGGAGCAUGUACUUCAAUGGAUGCAAGUACGCGCGAAGUAAAAACGCUCGCAAGUUUAGACUGCAGGGAGACCACCCCAAAGAGGAGGACGAACUCAGGGAUAACUUUCAAAAUCUGGCCACUCAUGUGGCCCCUCUUUAUAAGCAGCUGGCUCCCCAAGCGUACACUAACCAGUGCGCAUAUGAGAAAGUUGCUCCAGACUGUCGAUUAGGUUUAACAGAAGGAAGACCAUUUUCAGGAGUCACUGCUUGCAUGGAUUUUUGUGCCCAUGCUCAUAAAGACCAGCAUAACCUCCAAAACGGCUGUACUGUGGUGUGCACUCUAACAAAAGAGGACAAUCGCUCCGUAGGCACGAUCCCGGACGACGAACAGCUGCAUGUGCUUCCACUCUACAAGGUCUCUCUAACCGAUGAAUUUGGUAGUGAAGAGAACCAGCGCCUCAAAAUGAAGACCGGAGCCAUCCAGAUGCUCGCUAACUUCCGUCGAGAGGUUAGAAAACUUCCAGAGCCUGCUAAAUCCUGCCGCCAGCGUCGGUUGGAGGCCAAAAAGGCAGCAUCAGAGAAGAAGAAUAAGAAAUUGCAGCUUUCAGAAACCCCAGAGAAGACUGUAAAGAUGGAGAUGAAUCACACAGCGUCACCACACCCUCAGCAAGGCAAUAAAGCUAUUCCAAAACAGGAGGUGAAGCCCACCAUCAAAAAAGAGCCUGUCGACCGCUUCCAGCCCUUCAAUGGAGCCAUACAUGGCCAUCCAGCACUAGGAAACGGCAAGACAACCCCUGAUCCCCACAGCAUGAACAGUUCGUUCCCAUACCCUUGUAACUAUGCAAGAGGUCACAUCCCCACCAACAGUCAACACCCUGCACAGAGCCCCAUCAAUGGCUUUCACCCUAAUCUCCAAGAUAGACUCUACGAUUACUACCACUACCCUUCCAAUGCACUUUUUCCCCCUGAGCUCUUGAAUUAUGGUAAGGGAGCCUGGCCCAAAGCUGGUGAACUCCCUGCUACAUCAUUUGACCAGAAGCCAGAUGUUCAGUUUCUCCAAGCCAAGCUGGCACAGGCCUAUGCCAACCGUCCAAGCCAGUCACAACAACAAAUGGCUGAUUCAUCCAUUCAAGGCUACACAAACCCAUCUGAGGUAUCACAGUCUCCUUUACCACCCAGUCAUACUCCAUCAAUGUUGCAUGAGCAGAAAAACCGCUCGACACCCAUCAUCAAACAGGAGCCCAUGGAUGUGCCACUGUAUGAUGGCAGAUCAGACGGUCAGGUUCAGAGCUGUCCUGGCACUCCCAGUACCACACCAAAACCAGAAGGCUGGCAUGGACAUAAACCAAAUGGCAGCCUAGUCCCCAAAGGCUGGGAUGGAAACAUGAGACCCAAUCCUACUGAUUUGGCCUUUACUCCAGACAAGCAGAGGCUCCACCAGCAACACCCACACCAAAACGUACACCCUCAGUAUCCACAGCAGCAACAGUGGAACUCUUAUAGCACUCCAAUGAAAUCCCCUGCUCCAUCUCCCUCCCCAUCCCUUAUAGCAGAAGCUUCCCCUGCUCCCUCUCCGCAUCCAUUUACCCCAAGACAAUGGGAUAGCCCUGCCUCUAGUCCACAACCUAAGGCAUGGGGUCCUUACGGUCCCGUAGGUUAUGGGCCUGGUGGUAUUCGGCAAGGCAACCCUGUUGGUGCGUUCCCUGACAAAAUGCUAUCCCAGGCCGGUGGAAAUUGUGGCUCUGCUCCUCUGGGACUUCAAGAGAAAGCCUGGAAAUCUGGUGGUGGAUCAGCAGCAGGAAGCACACCUUCUCCGGCUCCUGAGGGUCGACUUUUCCCUGAUGCACUGCAAAGGUCGACUGGGCAGGCAUGCUGGGACAGCGAGUCAGAGACCCAGAGUCAACAUGACCCUGAUGAUGAAGAGGUGUGGUCAGACAGUGAACACAACUUCUUGGAUCCCAACAUUGGAGGAGUAGCAGUGGCCCCUGCUCAUGGCUCAAUCUUGAUUGAAUGUGCCCGUCGGGAGCUCCAUGCCACCACACCACUUAAAAAGCCUGACCGUUCCCACCCCAGCCGUAUUUCCCUGGUCUUCUACCAGCACAAGAACCUGAACCAGCCCUGCCACGGCCUGGCUUUGUGGGAGGCCAAGAUGAAACUCCUGGCUGAACGAGCAAGACAACGGCAGCAAGAAGCAGCUCUUUUGGGUCUCUCACAGGAAGAAAUAAAGGCCUAUGGAAAGAAGCGCAAGUGGGCGACUGAAUCAGCAAGCCCGCUCCCUGGACAGGCAAAGGACAAACGAGAGGGUGCCGUGACACGAAUGGCAUCCACGCAGCAUACCACCACCAUAGUGACUGUUUCACCCUACCCGUCCACACACAUCACUGGCCCUUACAGUCGAUUUGUGUGAAUUCUUAUAAACCAUUGCCCCCUGGACCCAGAGAUGGAAAAAGAAAUGAUAAGAAUCAUGAAUCGUACUUCUUUUCCAUUUGCUUCCCCGCUUCUAGCUCUAACACCUCUUUCAGGCUACCACAGGUGAGAAAGAAUAGAGGAAGGGGCACUUUUUCAUUUUUUUCUUUUACCUCAAAUUUUGGCAGCAGUUUGGGAACACCCUAAACGGACACGCUGUCUAUGGUGCUCUUGCUCUCUCCAACGUAGGAGGGAUUUCCAUAGCUACCCCUCCUUAGGUGAAUUUGAUGAUCCUAAUUAUUAUUGCUCUAUUAUCAAUAUUAUUACGAUUGCUAUUGUUACUGUCAUGGUUGAUUUUACAGGUAUUGUUAUAUUAUGAAGAUGACUAUUUUUUAUUUUAAUGUUAUUUUUUUUCAUCGUUAUUAAUAUUAUGAUUUUUUUUCUCCUCUUUUGACUAAGAGGGACUUUCUUUUUUAUUCUCACAUGUUUGUUAUGAACAUAAGAACGAGCUAAUCAGCAUUUUUUUCUGUUGCGCUAUUCGCCUUUCCACCCAUCAACCUCUCUCUUAAAAAUAUCGCCUUCAUCGUUGUGAGACACAUUGAUGCGGCUGCGUUAAGGCAACUAGAGUAUUUCCUUACUCUAGUCACUGAUCAUGUGACCAUUUUUAGAAAGAAAGGACCGACACCAGUUCGGGCCUUUCUUUUUGGUGCCACUCCAAUGAAAUAUGUAAGGUUUCUCAUCCCUUGGAAUGGUGCUUAUUUCUGUCUCUAGGGUCUCUAAGUUUGCCCUCACAAUAUCGAGGCAGAUGCUGGACCUGGGUGCUUAUAGCAGCAGAUGUCAAUCAUGUUUAAUGACAGUGACCUCCCAGUCCUGGUAAAUUUGCUCAGCCUUCCAUAUUGUCAUCUGACUGGUGCUGACUCAUUCGCCUGUGGUGCUUUUUCACUGGCCAUUCUUCACUACCCAUAUAACAUUUGAGGUGCUGGUAACGGUAACAAAAAUCCACUUUAAUAAAAUCUGCCCUACAGAGCUGCAGAUAACCCAUAACAGGUCUUAAGAUGAUUUUCAACAAUCCAUUCUCUGCUCAGAAUUCUAAAAUCUUUAGACAUUUUGUCGAUUGUCUUGAAAUUGUAAGACAUUUACAUUUAGUGCAGAGACCUUGAGGUGCUGUAGGUAAGAAAAAGGUUUUCGAAUGAAUGACUUGCCAUCACAGAUGAGUAUAUGAAACAUUUGCUAAAUGUGUCUUCCAUGACCUGAGUGAUCUACAGCUACCCAUCUGUGAUGUGAAGGUUUUGUUCUUUUCUUAAAACAGUUUCUUACCUACUGCCUGUUAAACUCACCAGCCUAACGGACAGAGCACAUUUCUAGGAGUUGGUGCUACCAAGAGCUCCAGUAAAGUUGCCCCUCAUGUAAUAAGCAGCCCUCUUCUCACACCUGAAAUUCAUGGUGCUUAAUGGCAAUGCAUAGCUUCAGCUCAAUUGUUUGUGUGAGUGUAUAAGUGAGAUAAAGUGUGUGGAUUCGCGAACAUACACGGGUUACUAUGUUUGUACGUGUGCCUGUAUGAAUGCCUCUGUGUGUGCUUGAGUUACAUGUAGGGAGCAAUGCAGGGCUACCACUGGUUUACACAGGGCUGUAAGAUGCUUGACUCCCUCAUAGAGGAAAGAUCCUGGUGCUCGUAAAGUGGUCCUAAAGCUCUUUACCUCGUGUUGUACUAACACUGGUCCCAGUCCACAACUUGCUCCAUAUACAAAUGCGCUACAGUCUGCAGGCUUGCUACCUACAUCCACAUUCGUACCUACUUUUUUAUUAUUAUUUAUUACAUGAUAAUGAUGAUGAUUAUUUUAAUUGUGAUUGCUGUCAUUUUUUUGUUGUUGCUCAUUUUAGAGAAUUUGUAAAUAUUGAAGAGAGGAUUUUAUAAAAGCACUUUUAAUCUUGAUUUUAACACGGAGAAAAAAUGAUAAGAACGAAUUAUUGACAACUUGAAACCUAGUUUUUGUUUUAAUGGAAUUUUAUUGGGAGAGAUAGAAAUGUAAAUAGUUAAAUAUUUAGGUAAGAUUAUUUAACUGGUGAGGGAUGAUGGCCUAAUCAUGAAUGAUUCCUGAAUUUUUAGUCUUCAGUAGUCUGUAUGUCACGCCGUCUACAACAGAGCACAAAGCACGAUGCUUUGUCGGUCUAUUCAAGAUACUGCUGUCCUUCUUUUGUGAGUACUGUACUUACACCGAUACCUCUGUACUACCACCGGCUUUCUACCCCACCACAUCUGUAAACCGUAAACUAAUGGACAACAAAGAAACGAAGUGUGAACCUGUUGACUAAUACUAGCAAGCUCGCAAGGAUUCAGGACUCAAAGGGAGUGGAAGUGCAUCACUUUUACGUGAAAUUUGCCCAUAGAAGUGUAAACUUGCAUCUUGAAAUGUGACAGCCUCCAGUUCAGAACUCUUGGUAGAUCAUGUAAACGUUUUGGUUUAUUUUAUAAAAUAUCAUGUGGGGUGAGUCUUGCAUAGCUCAUAAGGCUGCACUGACAUUCUUGGAGAUGUAAGACUUGAUCCUGAAGCUACAUUUCUUAAGACUCGGGUUUAAUUUUAUUCAUCCUAAAUGGCUUUUUAAACCAUGGUGCUACCCUCUAGAGUUCACUGUAGAAACGACUCAUAGCAAACACUGUUGCUAAAGAUUUUUUGGGCUCUUAAAUUGUGAUGUGAACUCGUUUUGAGAGUAUAGGAAACCUUUAUGGUGCUGAUCGUUUUUAAAUCUUUUUACUUCCGAGACAUUUCUGACGAUUGCAAAUGAAAACAAAGCACUCCAAUUGACCCGGUUGCCCUUUUUAGUCAUCACCUUAGACAACUGAAAUGGUACUUGAUGUGCACGAUAGCAGGUAGAGGAAUAGGUACUCUCUCAUGCUUUUGAUGUGAAUAGACUGUUAAUUUAAUAUUCUGGUGCUACCUGAACUGCCCACAGGUCUGAUUAUACUCAUUUUGAAGUUUUAUACAUUUCGUCAUUUUCUUAGUUACACUCAUUGUUUAUUCACACUUACCUUUUGACCACACUGUCACACAAACAUAUACAAAUACACAAUACAGACACGUUCAAAUACACGCACUACUCUGUGCCCCCUCUAGAAGUACUCGCUGUUAAGAGUAUCAUGCCUAGUUUUUAAACAUAAAAGGAUAAAAUGUCUAAACUAAAAUAAAAAAAAGAGAAACUGGCAGCUACAUUCCUUUAUGAGUUAAAGAUUGUUCUUGGUUCUAUUUUUUAUGUUGAGUAUGCAGUAUGUAAAAAGUGUUAUCUUUUGUUUGGUCUCUCUCCUUGUAGCUGUAUGGUGUAUUAUGUGAAUACAUAGUGUAUGUGGUAAGACCCACAAUACUGUUUUAUGUUCUAAACUAAGAAAAAAAAUAAAAAAUUCAAAGAGCUA
Triplophysa dalaica is the source of this 10254-nucleotide messenger RNA. It is a transcript of the gene tet3, whose product is annotated as tet methylcytosine dioxygenase 3. The coding region runs from base 670 to 6849 and encodes 2059 amino acids. Gene Ontology annotation, biological process: oxidative demethylation; positive regulation of transcription by RNA polymerase II. The transcript is spliced from 12 exons. Gene Ontology annotation, molecular function: DNA 5-methylcytosine dioxygenase activity; DNA binding; zinc ion binding. Lineage: Eukaryota; Metazoa; Chordata; Actinopteri; Cypriniformes; Nemacheilidae. Gene Ontology annotation, cellular component: nucleus. The record is from RefSeq and is a predicted model, not a curated record.